AUGGAUAAGGUAUUCGACCGAUUAAAUGCGUACGAAUACAUUGAUCUUGGCGAAGUCAACGACCAAACGUGGAAGAGAUUGGUGUCGUUCAUUUCCGAAGGUGCGAUUGGGAAAGAAUACGUGACGAAUCUUCGUAAUGAGGAUUUUCGAAAACUGCUGAACGCACCGAAAAAACCGGUGGCUGAAACGUCUGUGUCGAGCGACACGUCACAUUCCUUUACUCAUAGACACCAGGCAAAAGCCGAUAAGAAGAAGGGUGGAGGUGGUCACAAACACAAAAAGGAAAGACUUGAACACAAUGAAGAUGAGGCGACUCUGAAAGAAAUUCUCAAAAACUAUCGUGAUCGAGCACUGGAACGUCGUCUGAAAGGAAAUGAUGACAGCGAUGAAAUAGUAAAACUGGCAGCUGCGUAUCGUGCCAUGCCUGGAGAUGCACGAGCAAUUUCAGAUAAAGCGAAUCUGAGAAGACAGGCAAUUGAGGUAGAUUUGUUGAAGAUUCGUAGCCUACACCGGUUACGUGCGUCGUUAGUUCUGCCGCUUUAUAUGUGCUUAUUCUCUGCCAUAAAGGAAUCCAAAUACCUUGGAGGAGAUAUGGAGCACACUCACUUGGUAAAGGGUCUCGAUUAUUCCCUGCUGAACAAGGUUCGAAGUGAAAUCAACAAGUCGCAAGCAGAAGCGGACACUGUUGAUGAGUUGGAAAUUGCUUUUGAUCAGAAGGGAGUGGAUGCUGUUGAAAAAAUGUCCGAAAAUAAGAUGGUUCGUGGUAUGCAUCGCAUUUUGUUUAAAAACGAGCUACCUCUGAGGAACGAAUUGUUCGGAAAAGGAAGAAUGGCAUACGUUGUUGAUAUGGAAGAUGAAGACAGCGAUAUUCCAACCACAUUGCUAAGAUCAGUACAUGAUUGUCCGAAGGCUGAAUCAAAUGCAAAUAUCAAUGCGAACAACAUGCUUAUCUCAAAGCUCACUCAGGCUUGCUUUGACUUAGUGUUGUCAUACCUCCGUUCUGAUCACAAAAAGAAGAAAAAGCCAGAUAUGACGGAAGAAGAAAUUAAGAAGUACCAGUCACAGAACAUCUAUGAUAACGAGACAGAAUAUGCUCCAAAGAAGGAUAAAGAGAGAGAUCGACGAGAUAGGGACAGAGAACAGAAGAAAGAUAGGAGCUAUUUUGACUCUAAGGACGACCGCUAUAAACGAGAUGGUGAUCGUGAUAGGCGGGACAAAGAUCGGGAUAGGCGUGGCGGACGUGAGUACGACCGACGUGAUCGUGACCGUGACAGGGAACGAGAGCGUGAACGUGAACGCGAAAGAGAUCGCGAUCGUGAGAAAGAGCGUAAAGAAAAAGAGGAAAAAGAUAAGGAAAAGCGUCUAGAAGAGAAGAUGGAAAAGAGGAGACGAGAAGCUGAAGGCGGAGGAUAUGACGAAUGUUAUCCGGGUGGAAUGGCGGAGAUGGGCGGCGGCUGGGAUUCAGACGAAGAGGACUUGACAAUGAUGGACAUGGGCGCCAAGAAAUCGUCGAUCAAACGAUGGGAAUUUGAUAACGAUGAUGAUUACGAGAAGUUCCAGGGUGCUCGAGAAGCAAUGCCAAAAGCGGCGUAUCAGUAUGGUGUAAAGACAGGUGACGGACGGAAGACAAGAAAGAGUGCUGACGUUAACAAGAAGAUCGACAAAGAGCUGAAUCAGAUUACUAAGUUGAUUGAGAAGCGCAGAAGUGGAAUGGAGGAGGAAAGAGACUACAAGCGCCCAAAAUAUUGA
Angiostrongylus costaricensis is the source of this 1749-nucleotide messenger RNA. Lineage: Eukaryota; Metazoa; Nematoda; Chromadorea; Rhabditida; Metastrongylidae. The record is from the annotation of a GenBank genome assembly.